GGAUCUUCAAUCGCGCUUGAAAAUAUACCGUGCAACCGUAGAUAUUCAUCGUCCUGAAUAUCGUGCCCGGAUCAAUAUUCGUGAUUUGUAUAUAUCGGACCAUAUUUGCAUGGGUACCACCGUGCCGAGGAAAUUCCCUAGCUCACCUAGUGCCACGGGCGUCAUCAUCGGUGGACGACGUAACGCGGACCUGGUGAACUCGAGCGCCACGGAGACGGUGUCCAAGAGCUCUACGGAGACGUUGUCCAAGAACAGGCGACGCGCGCGCGAAAGAGUUCGUUGGGAUGACCUUUGUGCGUGGGUAGUCGGGCGAUGGUUUGUGCGUGCGAUGGGUGACAAGUGGUGAUCCGUGUGUGAUCAGGUUGAUAGACGAAAAAUUGUGAAUAGAGGAUUUGGAUAUCGAAAAAUUCGGUGAUGAAGGAGCCAUCUAUAACCAGCCUGCUGUUCUCAGCAGCGCUGCUAGCACUAGCCACUGCCCAAUGUCCUUGGCAACGGGACGUUCCAGAACUCCUAUCUUCCUGCAUAUGCUCCUACAACCUGGGCCACGAACUCUCCGUCCAAUGUGACAUCGUCAACUGGCUCACACUUCUAUCGGCCUUGAACAAAUACGCCACAGCUACCCCUCUCGACCUACUCUACGUCAACAAUUCGACAGUGGGCGAACUCAAAGCCAACAUCCUAGUGAACUUGCAAGUGCAAAGCGUCCAACUCUCCGGUUGUAAAAUAAAAAGUGUGCACAGUGAUGCCUUCGCAGGCCAAGAACACCACCUAAAAAACCUCAACCUCCAAGACAAUGAACUCAGUGAUGUACCUGUGAACAGUUUGCGGAAACUCCGGACAUUAUCGCUUUUAGACUUAUCGCACAACAAAAUCAGUGUAGUGCCCAGUGGUGCUUUCGAAACUCUCCAUAAACUCGCGACUCUCAAGCUUUCGGACAACAACAUCACCUUGCAACAUGGAGCCCUGAACGGUCUGGAGGGUUGCUUGAAAAACCUCAACCUCAAAGGAACCAAGCUGAAGGAAGUGCCCAGCGCCAUACAAGGCAUGAGAACUUUAGCCUUCCUGGAUCUGUCGCAAAACAGCCUCAGAGAACUGCCGGGCAAAAACGGCAACGACACCUUCAAAGGGCUUGGGUCCUUGACAGCUCUGAACCUAGAACGUAAUAUCAUCCAAACCCUGAACGAUAAUUCGUUCCAAGGCGUCAGCAAAACCUUGAGUUCUCUGAGCCUCCUCAACAACCUACUUCCAGAUUUCCCAACUGGGGCUCUGAGCGCUUUGUCUGAACUCAGGGUUCUGGAUAUCGGUUUUAAUCUCCUAACGGACCUACCGGUGGGUGCAUUCAAGGGUAAUCCCUCGAUAACUCUAUUGGCGCUCGACGGAAAUCCUCUGGCAACUAUUCCGUUCGAGGCACUCUCGCAUCUGAAUAGCACACUGAGAGGAUUAAGUCUCGGUGGAAGGUUCUUGCAUUGCGAUUGCAGGCUAGCCUGGGUGAUUAAUUGGAUUCGCAAUGGCGACCUGCAAGUCACCAGCCGAGAACGUAAUCCGCAAUUCUGCGGCAGCCCUCCAAGAUUCAGAGAUCGUGGUUUCUACAGCAUCCAACCCGAAGAGCUCUCUUGCUCCGACAAGAAACCAACCGUCCUCACCACCACCCCAGCCGCAACAACCACGACGCUGGGCAAUGUGAAGAAAGAAACCGUCGCUCAAGCUCACAGGGACUCCGUGGGAGUGGCUACUGUCGUCAGCGCAGAUCUGGAUGAUCUGGUGGCCGCCAAACCAGGGCUUCCGCCUUCUCAGGCCACCACCACCACUAGGAUACCUUCCACCAAGAGUACGACAGUGACUAGGACUACCUCGACCUCUUCUAGCACGACCAAAGUGACCUCUACUACCACCUCCACCACUUCUAGGGCGACCACGAAGCCCAAAGUCAAGACGUCCCCGCCGAUCUGGAAGAACAACCAGAAACCAUCCAUGGUGAUGGGUUUCCCGAGAAGCAAGGCUGAAGAGGGCAGGGAGGUGGUGGUGAAGAACGCGUUCAGGCAGGAUAAUUCGGUCAUCAUCCAAUGGGGAUCUGACACGGCGAAUAUUCUGGGAUUCCGGGUGGUUUACAGAUUGUUUGGGGACAAGAGUUUCAAGCAGGGGCCACCUCUAGAAGCUAGCGAGAGGGAGUUUAAGAUCAAGAAUGUACCUUCGCAGGAAUGCAUCAUCGUGUGCGUGGUCUCCCUGGAGGACACCACUGUGACCCCCGAAACAGUCUCCUACGCGCAGUGCCGCGAAGUCCGCACCGUCUCCUCAGCCGCCUCCAACAUGGACAAGAUCACAAUUGCCGCCAGCGCCGCCAUCUGCGGCACCAUCGUCGUGGCCGUCGUCGUCUUCGUGGCCGCCUCCAGAAGAAGGUCGCGGAAGAUGCACGAGCUGCAGCAGAAGAGGGCGCUCAAGCACGGCGUGCCGAUCGCCGGGCUGCCGGUUAAUUGCUGUGCCGGGCUGCCGGGCAGUCCUGGUGAGCCCAUGUCGUCGUUGGCCGCCCUGAACGCCUUCAACAACGCCAAGGACUGGGAUCAGGUAUCGGCUUACAGUACGCACAGCCAGAGGCCCAGGAUGUACAUGGUGGACCAACCACCCUCUCUCGAGGACAUGCGACCCCACUUCGGCCCCCCCAAAGGUAAUAAGCCUAGGUCGAUCGCCGACGGCCAAUCACAGCACAGCUUCUCCAAUCAAUCUGGGAGAUACUUGACAUCUAACGCUUUCCCGAACAACCUUCUGGCUUCCAGGCAAGCUUCUAGCUCUUUUGUUCCUCCAAGGCGACACUCCUAUGCUUUCCCAAAUAACUUUCUGCUAUUCAGAAAAGAUCUACGUCAAUCGCGUCAGUCCCUAGCGAUGCAGUCGGACAGGAUGUCAUCCCGGAUGGCACCCCACCACCUUCCCGCCACGAACUCCGUCAUAUCGUCCACCAGACGAUCCAGACCCAGGUCCAGGUCACGUGACCAUAACAGGCCGAGCAGCAGAUAUAGCACCGCCGGAUCGACACAUACCCUCAACAACUAUCACGACAAUUCCGACAAUUGGACAGACCACGAUAUGGAAAUCUAUAUGGCGCGAAACACUACGCGAAACGGACUGGUUCCUUUAUAGGGAUAUCGAUGAAAAAGUUGAUGCUCGUUAUCGUAUGAUGGACUCAAAACUGUAAAUAUACAGUUCGAUCGAUAGCAUCUACCGUCUAGGGCAACAUUGUAAUGGACUAUUCAAGUCUUUUCAUGUAAAGACCCAUGUGGUAUUUAGAUUCAGAUAAGCAGAGGUGAUAGUGCUUGUCCCAGAACAUGAUCUGAUCUACAAUAUGCAAGUGUGUUUUACUUUGUAUACAAGUGACCAAUCAGAUCCGUUAUAAGAUGUAGACGAGAGCUAUCAUCAGUUUAGUAACUAUUUAUUGAAAUUACUCCAUUAUUAUUUCUAUCUGAGCACCCGUACAGUAAUUAAAUUGACAUGCUUUCUCUGAAGGCGUUAUAAACUAAUAAAGUCACUUCUUAAAAACGGCGAUUUGAAUAUGAGGUAUAAACAUAACAAUGUUUUACAAAUUUCAAGUAUGUAUGGAAGUAGUCAAUAUGAAGGAUGAUAAAUUGAUUCAGAAUUUCAAACUUCUGAUGAAAAUAAUCAAAUGAAUAUUGGACAAAUAUUAUAAAAAAAAUCUCUUGGAACAAUUGUGUUUUUGAAUGUGUUUUUAUGGGAUUUGUUUGUUAUGUAAUAUACUUAAGUUAGGAAACAUUUGUACAUAAUUACGUUAAUUUUUUCAAUUGAUAAGACAAAAUAUAUUAUUUAUAAAAUAUUGAGAGCUUAACUGAUUUUUUUUGUUACUUGGAAGAUUGUCCCAUUUAUUUAUUAAACUCGAUGAACUUUACAAUUUUUGUAUAUAUUUUUGUUUUAUACUUGAUUUCAAUAAAAAAAUCGACAUAU
Molecule: messenger RNA, 3948 nt
Organism: Phaedon cochleariae (mustard beetle)
Lineage: Eukaryota; Metazoa; Arthropoda; Insecta; Coleoptera; Chrysomelidae
Source: the annotation of a GenBank genome assembly